AUGGCAUUCCCACCCAGGUUCAAAGGCCACCGCAUCCUCUCCAUCGAGGCGUCCUCGACCUCGACCGAUGAACCCCUCCACACGCUCGAGUUCUAUCUCGACUAUGUCUGCCCCUUCUCAGCCAAACUUUUCAAGACCCUCACGAAAUCCGUCAUCCCUUACAUCCGCGCCAACCCGCAGCUCGCGUCUCGUGUACAGUUCAUCUUUCGCCAGCAGAUCCAGCCGUGGCACCCGUCGUCAACCUUGGUGCACGAGGCCGCCCUAGCAGUGCAGCGGCUGGCACCGGAUCACUUUUGGAGCUUCUCAGCGGUUCUGUUCGAGCACCAGGCGAACUAUUUCGACGAGAAAGUUGUUAACGAGCCGCGAAAUGCGACAUAUGCGCGGCUCGCCAAGUUAGCAGCGGGGGCAGUUCCUGGAUUGAAUGAACACGAGAUCUACAAACUGCUUGAAAUCAAGGAGGCAGGCGCAGAAGGGCCAAAGAACCAGGGGAAUGCAGUCACGAACGACGUCAAGACCAUCGUCAAGAUGGCCAGGCUUGUUGGGGUGCACGUAACGCCGACGGUGGUGUUCAACGGGGUUGUGGCAGGGGAGAUUAGUAGCUCUUGGACGGAGGAGCAGUGGGCUGAGUGGUUGGAAAAGAACAUCGUUUAA
Molecule: messenger RNA, 651 nt
Organism: Canariomyces notabilis
Lineage: Eukaryota; Fungi; Ascomycota; Sordariomycetes; Sordariales; Chaetomiaceae
Exons: 2
Coding region: 1-651 (216 amino acids)
Source: RefSeq, a predicted model, not a curated record